GGAUGGUUUUAGAAAGUGUUUAAGAGGAUGUAAAGCUCUUUACAUGACGGACGGUGGAUUGUAUUUUUGCUUGAUUGUCUCUUUGACUGCGCACGGAAACCUGAGAGGUCCUUUACGCACACGCGCCAGCCCCUGACCGUGCGCCACUGGAUGUCCGGAUUAAAAAACAGUGUGGAUCUUUUCGGAGGGCAUGAGAAAUGUGAAAUAGAUGGAUAUACAAAUCAAGUAGUUUUUUUUCUUGUGGCGUGGAAUAUUUUCUAAGCUACACUUCCAGCCCUCAUGGCUUUGCCAAACUCACCGGGGUCUCCCGGAGCUGGAAAGCCCAAUCCCGGCGUGAUAGACCUGGGGACAAUCAUCGUUGACUCAGACAUCAUAUUUGGAUUUACAAGUCACCUACUGAAGAGAAAAACAAGGGUGGAGGGAUGUCCGAGUGGAGAAUCUCCAGUAACCCCCAGGAAAAGGCUUCAUUCUGUGGAGGACGCGCGCUGCAGCAACCGGCCUGCUCCCGAGGGCGCCGGGUCUGUCUCCAUCUCCGAGUCGGAGGAGAAGGGAGGCUUUUGCCAACAAUGUCACGAGAAAGUGUCCCAACUGAGGAAGCAAGCGCUGAAACUGGCUGACCAAAACUCACUGAAGGACCCGGCAUAUGCAACUUUUUUAUUUGAGCAGCUUCAGACACCCGGGAGCCAUGAAGCUGGUGUCAGCUGUUGCCAAGUGUGUUCUACGCCUCUGAACCAACUGAGGCAGGAGGCCUUGCAGACGCUCCAUGCGCCCGUCCUCGCCUUCAGCUCAGACAUGGCAGCACAGCCCACGAGAUCCUUGCUACCGCAGCCGUCCAGAUUUUCCGCGUCAUCCUCGGCCGUCCAUGCAAAACAACUGUCCAAAGGCCAAAGCAUCACCCAUGGUGUCCUGCCCUUGGGUGAGCGACACAGGGUGCCAGGUUGGUCACAAAGCCCCGCAAUCUCUUCAGUGCCCAAGACCAGUGUCCAGGUGACGGUGGCAGGAGGGCAGCUCACUGGAUCCCUGAACUCUGUCACCAUCCAGGCACAGCAGUACCUCGAGGGCAUGUGGAGCAUCUCCAGGGUCAACAACUUCAUCCCUCAGCCCAAACCGGCCCAGGGUUUGAUGGGGGAUGCGGACAGGCUCAUCACAGCCUCAGAGGCCCCAUUCACCACCAUGACCACCAGGACCAGCAUCAGCAGCAGCACCCUGACGCCCUGCCGACUGGGGAGCGCCAUCCAAGCGGGACUCCCGGUACCCGUCACCUGUACCUCCACCUCCCCCACUCCCACCUCAUCUGCAGCAGCCUCCUUUUUCAUUAGGGCAGCUCAGAAGCUUAACCUGUCCUCAAAGCGGAAGAAGCACCAGCCCUCACUGCUUCACUCACAGGAGCCCUCCAUCUACCCGACCAACUUCAGCGGCAUCCUGCAGGUCUCCCCACCCCCCGCCCCGCCAUGCCUGCUUCGAGCCGUGUCCAAAGUGAAAGAGAAUCCAGGGAUGGGAAAGGUGAAGGUGAUGAUGCGCAUCUGUCCAUCUCUGGAGGCCGUGGACUCCUCAGAGUCGCAGUCCUUUUUGAAAGUGGACAGUCGGAAGAAGCAGCUGACCCUGUACGACCCUGCAUCCAGCCCACACUCCAGUUCCGGACACAGGAGGUCCGCCACUGUGGCCGUCCCAAAGAUAUUCGCCUUUGAUGCCGUUUUCACCCAGGAUGCCUCACAAGCUGAGGUGUGCUCGGGGACAGUCGCUGAGAUCCUCCAGUCGGUGGUGAACGGUGCAGACGGCUGCAUCUUCUGCUUUGGCCAAGUGAAGCUCGGCAAGACAUACACCAUGAUUGGCAAAGACAGCUCCACUCAGAACCUCGGCAUUGUGCCCUGUGCCAUUUCCUGGCUCUUCAAGCUCAUCAAUGAGCGCAAGGAGAAGACGGGGACGCGCUUCUCUGUUCGAGUGUCUGCGGUGGAAAUCUUCGGGAAAGACGAGGAGCUGAAAGACUUGCUGUCUGACGUGUCAACUGGCAGCCUGCAGGAGGGCCAGUCCCCGGGUAUUCACCUGAGAGAGGAUCCCAUCUGUGGCACUCAGCUCCAGAAUCAGAGUGAGCUGCGUGCCCCGACAGCAGAGAAGGCUGCCUUCUACCUGGAUGCAGCCAUCACCGCACGCAGCACCAGCAGGCCAAAUGCAGACGAGGAAGACCGGCGCAACUCCCACAUGCUGUUCACGCUGCACAUUUACCAAUAUCGCAUGGAGAAGAGUGGCAAGGGCGGAAUGUCAGGCGGACGGAGCAGGCUGCAUCUCAUCGACCUGGGAAGUUGUGAAAAGGUUCUGAGUAAAAGCAGAGACGGAGGGGGAGGCUUGUGUCUAUCUCUGAAUGCACUGGGAAAUGUUAUCAUGGCUUUAACAAAUGGAGCAAAACACGUACCUUACAGGGACAGCAAACUGACAAUGCUGUUGAGGGAAUCCCUUGGCAACAUAAACUGCAGAACCACCAUGAUCGCCCACAUUUCUGACUCCCCUGCCAACUACACUGACUCGCUCACCACAAUCCAGCUGGCGUCUCGAAUCCACCGCAUGAGAAAGAAGAAAUCUAAGUAUGCAUCCAGUUCAUCCGGAGGGGAGAGUUCCUGUGAGGAAGGGAGGAUCCGCCGGCCGCCACACCUCAGACCCUUCCAUCCUCGGACAGUAGCGCUGGACCCUGAGCUGCCCUCCCUGCUAAGUGACCCAGACUACUCCUCCAGUAGUGAACAGUCCUGUGAUACUGUCAUUUAUGUUGGGCCUGGUGGAACUGCAAUCUCAGACAGAGAGCUCAGUGACAACGAAGGCCCGCCUGCCUUUGUACCCAUCAUCCCCUCUCUGAAUAAGAAGAGGUCGGUAAGGGAAGGCCCUCUGGACAGAGACCAGUUUUUCAAAUGCAACACAUUUGCUGAGCUGCAGGAGAGGUUAGAGUGUAUAGAUGGCAGUGAAGAGCCCACUGCUUUUGUUGGAGAGGGCAAGCGAGGUCAGGCUAGUCCCAAGAGUGACAAAUCAAAGGAGAUCCAAGGCUGUGUUUCACCAAAAACUGUAGCAAAUAUGUCUUGCAGCCAAGAGGGCACCUCACCCAAGCAAUCUCCAAAAUCUGUCACCACGCCACCGUCCUGCAGUCCCAGCACUAAGUCUAAACUGGACAAUGCCAAGAUACAAUGCAUACUUGAAGAAAGCGCAACACCAGAGAGUGUCCAAAAUGUAUGCAGGACCAGUGCUGAUGGUGAGAAGGCCUUGGCUCCUGAGAGCCAGGUUAGUACAAAUACAUUAGCAAACCCUUCAGUAUCAAACUCUGAGCCCGUGGUACGGGAGAAGGUUUACUUCAACAAGAAAGCCCUGCCAAAGCCGGCCCCUCCGCCUUCGCAGCAUGUAGAUAAUGAGGAAAGAUCCAGCACCAGAAUGCCACCUGUGGGAAUGAGUCACCAAGCUGUGAAAAGAAGGGAUCCCUGCACUUCCCCCUUGUUCAGAGUUCCAAUGGAGGUGUGUCAGGUGCGCUCUACGUUGAGGGAGAGGUGUCUGGAUCGGGACAUCCUUAGAGCUACGGUUACCUUGCAGCAGCCCGUGGAGCUAAAUGGAGAGGAUGAACUGGUGUUCACCGUGGUGGAGGAGCUGUCUAUUGACAGCCUCGUCGAUACGGGCCGCCCCUCCAGCAUUAUCAGCUUCAACAGUGACUGCUCCCUUCAGGCUCUGGCCUCCGGCUCCCGACCUGUCAGCAUCAUUAGCAGCAUUAAUGAUGAAUUUGAUGCCUACACAUCAGCUGUAGGAGGAAUGGAGGGGAACGUUGCCGUGGUCACACCCCACCAGGACGGAAUGAAGGAUUGUGUGGACAGCAGAGGUUCAUCUAUUAGCUCUUGGCUGAGCGAAGUUAGUGUCUGCACGUUGGAGAAUGAAGGGGCUCAUUCUAAUGAUGUCUUCCUUCCUCAGUCCAAACAGACGGGAUCCGCGGCCACAUUUUGCUUUGAUUCCUUGGAUAUGUUCCAUUGUGUAUCUUCCCCUAGAGAUGCCAAGAACUCCUUAAAUGACAGUGGGUUUAGUUUUUCGGAACAAGACAGUGAUAGUGCUGCCUCAAGCAAACUAUCACUGACAAAGUGUCCCCCAUCUCCGGAAUCAGCCAAAGGCUCCCUCAAAUUCACAUCCAAAAUAACAAAAACUCAUUCCCUUAGUUCCUCACAACUUCCACAGACCCCCAACAUAGUCAAUUCCAGUCUUCCCAGGAAGAUUAAACCUACCUCAUCCAUCUCUCAUAGUAGUAGCAGUAGCAGCAGCAGCAGUAGGGAGCCUCCAAGACAAGAGACUAAACAGGAGGAUCCAUGGCAGCGCACUGACAACCACUCAGAACCUCAGUUUUCUGAAUCCAGCAACACCAGCAGAUUUGCCAGAAAUCCCCCCAGUGGCAUACCUUACAGCAAAACAUCCAACAGCAGCAACAGUGUACCCCGUCCACCAAAGGUGCAGGGGUCUACCUCAUCCCAGAGGGUGGUCGACGGCUGCGAGAAAUCAGCCAGUAAGAAUCCUCCCAGCAGAAUGCCUCAGCUCAGACGAGGUGCCACCACCCUGGGAACAGUGCCGGUCAUCCAUUCCACCAUAGACUACAAGGGGAGCCAAGAUAGUAUGACAUCUACCACAAGCCUUAAAUUCUCAUCUCUGGGGAAAAACAACAAGGCCAACUCACAGAAAGCAAGUAACAUCCCAAGACCUGGUUGCACCUCGCCUCCCCUCCCUCCAGUGAGAAAGUCCAGUCUUGAUCAUAAGACUAAGACCCUUUUGCCCCAAAGUGCCUUAAAGUCAGCAUAUGGGGAGACAGGAAGGGCCUCUGGGGUAAGGGCAGCCGUAUCAGAGGAAGAGCUUGAUGUGCGUCACAUAGUCGACUCUGUCGGUAACAAAACCUCCAGCCUCAACAUAGCCAAAGUUACCUCCAGUCUAAAGGCUAGAGGGCCGAGAGGAGAGGCUGGCCACCAUUAUGGCAGUCAGAUGUCACUGGAAAGGUGUGAAAGUCUGUCCCUAUCGGGUUCCAGGACUGCGCUCAGUCGGGAGAACAGUGGGACAAGUUUAGGUAGUAACAAAUCCAACAAGUCCAUUCCAAGAUUUGGUGUUCCUAAUUCAUCCAGCUCUCCUAUAGCCACCUGUUUGUCAUCCCCAGGUGGAGGAAAUACAAGCAAAUCUGGACAGGUGAAAGCUUCCGUAAAUCCCAGAGCAGUCGGAACAGUCAGCGGUAGUAAGGCACGUUCACUGUCAGCCAACAACGCAAAGGGCCUAAGCUCUUCCAACAAAUCUUUGUCCGCUCCCAUGACCAGAAACACCAACGCCAACCUCCCUCCGUCAGGACGGACAUCGGCUCCUCGGACCCCUGCUGCGGUCAGUAAUAAGCCAGGGAGAGGAACUAUCAUGGGCACAAAGCAGGCCAUGAGGGCUGCCAACAGCCGCGUGAGCGAACUGGCAACGGGCAACGUAUCAGGCAAACACCUGAGAGGUUCGGGCGAUUCAGAUAGCGGCAAUGACAGCGGGGUGAACGCGAGUGACGACAAACCUCCCACAGCCAUGCUGCCCUCCCCGUACAGCAAAAUCACGGCACCCAGACGGCCUCAGCGCUACAGCAGCGGCCACGGCAGCGACAACAGCAGUGUCUUGAGCGGGGAGCUGCCGCCAGCGAUGGGCCGCACGGCUCUCUUCUACCACAGCGGUGGCAGCAGUGGGUAUGAAAGCAUGAUCCGUGACAGCGAAGCCACAGGAAGCGCUUCCUCCGCCCACGACUCCAUGAGCGAGAGCGGCAUGUCGUCUUCGGGCAGAAUAAGAAGCUCCAAGUAUCCCAAGAAGAGAGCAAAUGGUUUCCAGAGAAGACGGCUGAUCCCGGCGCCGCUGCCUGACACCUCUUCCCUGGGGAAGAAGGCUGGCACAGCAGGUCAGUGGGUGGACCUGCCCCCUAUGUCUGGACCACUGAAGGAGCCCUUUGAGAUCAAGGUGUAUGAGAUCGAUGACGUGGAAAGGCUUCAGAGGCGGCGUCAUGAGGAAACCGCAGAGCAAUCAUUCCAAGAUGUUGACAAGGGCCUGCUGUAUUUCAACAGUAAGCUGAAAAUACUGGAGAGAAGGCAACAGCAAGUGAGAGAACUGAGAGCAAAGCAUGAGAUGUUGAUGGAGGAGCUGGAAGACACAAAGGCCAGGUUGAUGAUGGACCCCAGCAAGUGGAACGGAGAGUUUGAGGUGGACCAGAAUUUGGAUAAAGAAUCUCUGGAGUACCUGGAGGCCCUGGCACAGGCCACAGAAGAGCUGGAAUUCUGUGUCAACCUAUGCAAGUCCCACGUCAUGAUGGUGACCUGCUUCGACAUCAGCAUGUCGACACCCGGCAUACAGGAGGGCCUGCGUGAAGUGGAAGUCUGAGGACAAAAGGAAGUUGAGGCAGAGCUACGAGGAAGUGGGAAGGACGGUAAACAAGCGACGCUGUCGGCUAAGAGUUAUCACUGGAGUGAAGAACAAACGGAGAUGAGACGAGAGUGGAUCCUGGCGUGAGAACAGAGAACAUCUUUACCACCUACUACAGUGCCUCGUUAUCCAGGACAUAGUUUUAAAGACAAAGGAAUAAAACGUGAGCACAAAUGUUGUUGCCCUCAUGGCAAGGCAGAGGCCAUCACUUACUCAAGAGUCAGCAACAUGUGGAAGUGCCUUUUUUAUUGUUUUCUUUUGAGUCUUUAUUUUUCAUAUGGUGCAGGUAUCGUGAGCAUACCCAAGCAAACCCUGAACAUAUUGCUUUUAUGAAAAAUAUUUUAUAUUGCAUUGUAUAGUGUAUUUAUAUGAUUAUGUGGUAUGUACAAAUAUCUUUUUUGAGAGAAAAAAAAAAAAAUAAAGAUAAAAAAAAGGAACAAGCAAUAAGCUAAUGUUAUUGCGCUCCCAGACUUUGCCUUUUCUCUUGUUUCAAACCUCAGUCAGCAUUUUAUCCAUCUUCAUUCAGCCUCUUGCGCCUUAUGUUAAAAAUCUCUGGUUCUGUAAUUUUCUAGAUUUUUCACACUGGACUAUGUUAUCUCAACCAACGACUGCAUUUACUGUUGUCACUCAUCACCUGCCUGCUGGUCUCUAAAAAAGCUUGCAGAGCUGAGUGAAUGUUCUUUCACUCCAGUUGCCUUGAUCAAAGUGGGUCUCAGUGCAUGCUCUAAGGUAGAGCACCGGUUCCGCUGGCAGACAGAGGAAGAUAGAAGGCUUAUUCAAGCUGCGCCUGCCCGUGUUUAUCUCACCGAAAAUGAAAGAUUAAGCCAAAACAUAUCAAUCAAAGGGCCACUGUGAUGGAUAGUGAGCGAUUAUUCUUAGCUCAGCCAUUCUCUCUGGUGCCUCACUAUGUGGUGACGCAAGCCCGGGGCGCGGGGGGGGCGGGGCGCCCUCAGUCUUCUCGCGUAAUGAAUGGCUACGCUGAUGCCAGUGCUCAUCAGCGAGCGUCGUCACUGCAAGACAAAGGGGCACAGAUGAGAUAGCACAGGUCUACUGCUGCCAAUCCUUGGCUCUAUGCAUUCCAGUACAUUUACUGCAACUUACUCUUACAACCUCAAUACUGACUGAAGGGAAACGACAACAACACAGUUUCAGUCACGUAUGGCCCUAAGCAGAAGUUGAACAGUGUCCAAAACAAUGACUGCAUCAUUUUUUAUUGUCCAGUGAAAUAAGAGCAAAUGAGUGUGACACUGUUGAUCAAUCAAUCACAAUACAAUGUGCUUGUUGCAAGUCAAACGGCUGAUAAAUAGAGAGCAAAGGUGAUUGGUGAAAUGAUUGUCAAGAAAAAAACAUACCGGCUUUGUUGUAUUUUGGCGUGUUUGAUUUCUAUAUCGAUGAGAAAAUUACGUUGUUUCCUUCUUUUCCAAGAUGUACUCUCUCAGGCCCUCUCUGAAGAUGCUGCAUGAGAUUUUGUAAUCAUUUUAAAGAAUGAUUUCUACUCCAUUUUUACCAUUAUAGUUUUUUUUUUUAACAAUAACUUUCAAUGAUGUGGGUUUAGGCUCAUAAUUUAAAUAACUGUUACCAAACCAAGACCUUUUUUUCCACAAAAAGAAGAAGAAAAAAAACAAUAUGUAAGGUCAUAUUUCAUAUCAAAACCCAUAUUUUUGAAUUGCUUUGCUUUUCUAUGGGACUUUCAGACCCUAUGUAUAAAUGUAUGAUAAGGCAGCUUGUGUUUUACUUUUUUUUUUUAUUACCUGUGAAUAAAAUGGUUCUACAAACUGA
This is a messenger RNA of Solea senegalensis (Senegalese sole), 8205 nucleotides long. RefSeq names its product kinesin family member 26Ab (gene kif26ab). The transcript has 16 exons. Gene Ontology annotation, molecular function: ATP binding; microtubule binding; microtubule motor activity. Bases 280 to 6384 code for a protein of 2034 amino acids. The record is from RefSeq and is a predicted model, not a curated record. Lineage: Eukaryota; Metazoa; Chordata; Actinopteri; Pleuronectiformes; Soleidae. Gene Ontology annotation, biological process: microtubule-based movement.